AAAUUGCAUAUCAAACAUAUUCCCCACGGAUAGUGUCCUUCGUUCGCUGUGCCUUAUAUGGUCAUAUAUGCCCAUAUUUAGAAGUACUGGAGUUUCCCCUUUCGCGCUUCUCCAACAAACAUGGCGGCAAACACUGAUUCCCUAAAGACUCGUAGUGGAAGAAUUAUAAAGAAACCGGAUCGCUUGGUCAAAUAUUUAGACCAUUCCUCAGUUGAUACGUACGUGAAAGAAGAGAAAGAGGAAGAAGAAAAAGUCUGGGAGAUAGAGAGAGUUUUAAACGUUGAGGGAGACUAUGCCUUUGUGAAAUGGAAAGGCUACAGCGAUAGAUAUAAUUCUACGGUUUCUCUUUCAUUGAAUCCGCAGUUGUCAUGCUAUUUAGCCGUGAAUGCUGGGAACCCCGACAGUAGUGAGGUAGCAAGAGAAAAGCUUCCCAUUCUUUGCUCCGAGGAUAAGGAAUUGUGGCUGAUUCGACAUGCACUGUUCGAUGAGCUCCAAUUUCGUACACCCGAGAAUGACAUGGGACUCAUUCGGAGAGUACAAGUGAAAGUCCCACUUUCAAAGGGGGGUUUUUCCGCUUUGUUUGGUAAAGGGACAUUUUCUUUUGCUACCUCACGAAAGCUGGAUUUUUCAGGGACCCGUAAUAUUCGGUUCCCGUGCACUGCUGUCGAGUUUGGCACCGUUAUUGGUACGGAGUUUAUGGCUCGGCAACUGCCAGAUUCGAGUACAAUAUGUGAAGUUGACUCAUCUUCGAAGAUGUGGAUAUCAUGAGGAUACGAGCUAAGGAUAAAUUAUGAUCAUAGUUCGUGCCCCCGUUGUACUUACAUCUCUGAAUAUGGGUCAGAGGAAGAAAGGCCUAGUAUGUGUCGACCGCUAGAGCGCAAGUAUCCCCCGCUGAGCUUUUUGGAGAUCAGCUUCGUACGGCGUAGACGGAAUAUGCUUCACAACUAUGGCUCGUGACAUAUGAUCAAAUGAGGCUUGUGUCCUGCCAGUUCAACUAACCACAGGGAUGUAGAAUUACCUCAUCAAAUGUGGCCUUUCUAAAUUUGGUUCCCCAUUGGCGGGCCUUUUCUUGAAAAGCAUCUGCUCGAAGAUAUGCUUCAUCUCCAGGAUUUGCCCCAAGAGCAUCAGUGAGGACCAUCAAACUUUUCCACACUUGUGUCAGCUCUGAUAUGCUAAGAACUGUUUUCUCACAAGUGGGAGUGGACGAUGGCUACAAAACACAAAGCAAUUGUUAAAUUAGCUUUAUACACAGUAGUAUCCUGGGUGUGCUGGUCUUUUUUAUAAUGAAAAUAAAAAUCAUACCUCAAACACUAUGUUGUUGCGGUCAAGAUGAUCCUUGAGUGUGGCACGUAGGAAGUCCUUGGUGCCUGUCGACCUCAGAUGGAACUUCCUACAUUCCUCCACUAGCUGGGCUUUGGUCAGACAGUCAAGGCUGGUGAUGGACUUGUUCUCCAUGUCUCCUAGGAAGGCAUGGAUAUCAAGCCCCCUAAUGAUAGUUUCCAAAUCAUCACCUUUAUAAGGAAAAGAGGAUUCAAAGAAAAUAAAUAACGAAACUUUAUAGUAAUUUCAUAUUAGUUUCAGUUAUUAUAACAGUCUUUUCUAUUAGUCAGUUAUUUACUUACAAUCCAAAGAGCUCCACUUGGUUGUGGUUUUGCCACUGUCAUCCUGGACAUCAUAGAAACAAAACCUCACACCUGCAAAUACAAUAUGGCAA
Molecule: messenger RNA, 1714 nt
Organism: Nematostella vectensis (starlet sea anemone)
Lineage: Eukaryota; Metazoa; Cnidaria; Anthozoa; Actiniaria; Edwardsiidae
Exons: 2
Coding region: 121-768 (215 amino acids)
Source: RefSeq, a predicted model, not a curated record